This is a messenger RNA of Physcomitrium patens, 1556 nucleotides long. RefSeq lists its product as uncharacterized. The record is from RefSeq and is a predicted model, not a curated record. Gene Ontology annotation, molecular function: RNA binding. NCBI's taxonomy places the organism in Eukaryota, Viridiplantae, Streptophyta, Bryopsida, Funariales, Funariaceae.
AAGGCCUUUUUAGGGUUGAGAGGGAUCGUGCACAAACCAUAAGCCCUAAUUGCUCCUACUGUUGAGGUUUCUUCUUUUCCUCAGUUGUCGUAGUCGCUCCACUGGGACCAUGCGAUUCGACGCAUUCUGGUGAAAAUUAUGAUCCUCCGACGUGCGCAAGCUGCUUUGUAGUCUGUUAAUCAACCGUGGGAGGGACGCCAACCAAAUUUUGUAGAGGACAUGUGACGGAAUAUUGAAGGAUUCGGAUGCGAACCGGUGUCUCUAGGGCUAUGGCGGUGACGACGGGGACGGAAGGAGGCGCUGCGCUGAAGCCGAGUGGUAAGGUGGACUCGGCCUUGGUGGAAAAGGCUGUAGAUGCGCUCCUGAAGUGGAGUGGGUCUUUGAAGGGGAAGGAUAAAUCGCAGCUGCUUGAGGAUGACCAGUUGUUGUAUGUUGUGGUGGGAUUGAAUAAGGUGCCUGACAGGGGUAGGACGAACCCUUACAGUGUUACGCUUCCGCACCCGCUCUUCCAGUUGGAUGAGAACCUCGAGGUGUGUUUGAUCAUUAGUGAUAGAGAGAACACGAAGCUAAAGAUGAGUAAGGAGACAGCCAAGGAGAGAAUUGAGAAGGAGGGGUUGAACAUUAGGAAGGUUAUUUCGUCAUCGAAGCUGAAGAAGGAUUACUUUUCCUUCGAGGCGAAGCGGAAGCUGUGUGGGUCGUAUGAUCUGUUUUUGGCGGAUGAUCGCAUUCUUGGGGAGCUGCCGAAGGUGUUAGGAAAGGGUUUUUACAAGAAGAAGAAGCAUCCCAUUCCUGUGAAUCUUACGCGGGCGCAGUGGAAAGGGCAGAUUAUGUCAGCUCUGAGUUCGACGUUUGUGUAUGUGAGCGGAGGUACUUGUAGUGUGGUGAAAGUAGCUAAAACAUCGCAGCUUAGGGAGGAGAUUAUCGAGAAUGUGAAGGCGGUUUGUGAGGGCGUGGCGCAGCAGAUUCCAAAAAAGUGGGCCAACAUUCGGUCGUAUUAUUUGAAGACUCUGGAAUCUAUUUCUCUUCCUAUAUAUCAAUCUCUGCCUGAUAUGCCAUUUAAAAUUGAUUUACCUGGAUUGUCACAGCCGGACGCAAAUCAAGGCAUGAAACAAUCCAAGAAGAAAGUUAGAUUAGCUGAAGUGAAGAAGGAGAAGGUAGAUGGGUCAUUUAUGAGUGAAAGCGAGGACAAAACAGUUGUAGUUCAGGAUACUGUAGCAUUUGAUAAGUCGAAGAAGAGGAAACAAAGAAAUGUUGAGGGCAAGCCGAAAAAGCCUCGAACAAAAGCCUAAUUUGUCUUUUUCAGCUCUAACUUUUUUAAUUUGCAGUUCUAAGAAAAAGGUUUGGGCAGUUGCGUCUGGUCGUGCAAUUCCAUCUCAAUGUUUCACGUAGUCGUUCCUAGCAAAACGGUUCUUUACGGCUAGUUUUCUCAUUCUUCUAAGGUAAUUAGUUCUGGCUUGGCAAGGAGCUGCUGUAAUCUUACAAAUACACUUUUUUACUUAUUUCAAUUCAACCUGCAUUUGGAUGGUGUGGUCCAGGUGUUUCUUCGUGUGGGCAAA